AGUGGAGUAGGUAGCAGUUGAAAUAUUAGUUUGGAGCAGAGCGAAAGACACAUUGGAGUCACGAUAGAAACCUCAAAGGACUACUUCUUCAAUAUAACACCAAAAAAGGAUAAUAAAUCAAAGGAACAAUGAACAUCAAUUACAUCGUCAUAUUGCAGUUGCUGGGAGUGAUGGUUUUGCUGACUUAUGCAAAUGCCAUCCCGAAAUAUGAAGAGAGCCAUAAGUUCUAUGCGGAUAAAACCCAACGGGAUAGGGGUUACUACAAUGAAAAUAAGACUCAACCGAGUGAUCCUCAGGCAGCUUCCACGAAAGACAGAUUGGAACGUUUGGGAUAUACCACUGGCUAUGGAUCUCUAAAUGGAUAUCCUGGUGGUACUGGACUUUCUGCCUACAAUCCCAUUAAGCUCGACCUGGGCGGAGUUGUUUUGGGCACACUAGUGGGCAUUGGAGCCAUUAUACUGAUACCCAAAAUUCUAUCCGCCUUCCAUGGUGGCUAUGGAGGAUAUGGGCGAAGUGAGGACAGUGACCUUACACCUCUUAGCAGCAUGAUAAACAAAAUCGACGAUGUUCUGGGCCAGAAUAACAUUGACUCAACAAGUUGCAUGCAGCGAGCUGUCUGUGGUUAUGUUCGUUCCACGGAAUAUAAUAUGAAGAUAGGAUCCUCAGAUCAAAUGGAUGAGUUCAUUCACAUGCUAUCGGAAAAUGCUCUAGUAGAUUACCUGUUGGAUGGAACGGCUAUUAAAGAGGCAUUGGAGCAUGGCAAGCGAUCCAACGACAGAGCGUGUGAAGAGGUCUACUCUAAUUGUCCGCUGGACAGUAAAUCAGCAACGGAUAUCCUGAUGAAGCUGAUGCCAAAGAAAAACUCCCAAGGUAAAGGAAAAUCCUCUGGAGUUUCCCGAGAAAAGAAGGCUUAAUUAAUGUUAACUUGAUGAAUGAAUUUUGCGUUCAAUAAGAUUGUUUUCCAUACACUUACAACCAAAUAUU
Messenger RNA from Drosophila eugracilis, 984 nucleotides. RefSeq lists its product as uncharacterized. Lineage: Eukaryota; Metazoa; Arthropoda; Insecta; Diptera; Drosophilidae. Bases 129 to 914 code for a protein of 261 amino acids. The record is from RefSeq and is a predicted model, not a curated record. The transcript has 5 exons.